AUGGCAGCGACUGACUGGAGUGCCAAACAGUACCUCAAGUUUGAGGCCGAGCGCACUCGGCCUUCUCGCGAUCUCCUCGCCCAGAUUCCUCUCAACUCACCGCGCAACAUCGUGGAUUUGGGCUGCGGACCUGGCAAUUCAACGGCCGUGCUCCUAUCCCAAUAUCCAAACGCUUGCGUUGCUGGGAUGGACUCGUCUCCAGAUAUGAUUCAGAAAGCCCGUGAAACACUUCCUCGCGUCGAGUUUACUGUCGAUGACCUCAGUACAUACACCCCACAGGAACCGGUCGAUCUCUUCUUCUCGAACGCCGUCUUCCAGUGGCUCCCGCGCGGCCAGCGUCUGAAAACCAUCAAACGCCUCAUGCAACUGCAGCCUUCAGGCGGAGUAUUUGCUUUUCAAGUUCCGGAUAAUCUGGCCGAGCCGUCCCACGUCUCGAUGCAAGAAACCGCUGCAGACGGCGCCUGGUCGGAAGUGCAAUCCGCUGUACGAGACAGCUUCCAAUCUCCGCAGGAGAUCUACGAUGAACUGAAGCCUCUCUGCGCUGAUGUGAACAUCUGGCAUACAUACUACAACCAUUCGCUUGAGAACCAUGAGGCUGUCGUCGAAUGGGUCAAGGGGACGGGUUUGCGGCCGUUCAUUGACCCUCUCUCGCCGGCGGAUCGGGAUGCUUUCCUGAAGGCAUAUUUAGGUCGUAUUCAGAAAGCAUACCCCAAGUCCGUCGAUGGAAGGGUAUUGUUGCGCUACCCUCGAUUGUUUGUGGUCGCCACCAGGAACUAG
Messenger RNA from Aspergillus mulundensis, 777 nucleotides. RefSeq lists its product as uncharacterized. Lineage: Eukaryota; Fungi; Ascomycota; Eurotiomycetes; Eurotiales; Aspergillaceae. The transcript has a single exon. The coding region runs from base 1 to 777 and encodes 258 amino acids. Gene Ontology annotation, molecular function: trans-aconitate 2-methyltransferase activity. The record is from RefSeq and is a predicted model, not a curated record.